Xyrichtys novacula (pearly razorfish) is the source of this 8125-nucleotide messenger RNA. The record is from the annotation of a GenBank genome assembly. Lineage: Eukaryota; Metazoa; Chordata; Actinopteri; Labriformes; Labridae.
GUCCUCUCCUUGACGUACAACGUCAUAAGAACGUCUCCAUUUUCUCCUCGAGAAGAACGGGUGGCCGGUUUCGGUAGCUGCACCAUUUUGGAGCGACGACGGCCUUUCCACCGGUGUUUGUCUGUCGUUUUAGGAGACUUAACUCGAGCAAACUCUGUUUUAAAGAGUGUUAUUUGGAAGUUAGAGACAUAUUAACUGUUUUAUAGAGACAGAAGGCGAAAAAGGAAAGCUAAAACGGCCGCACCGUGCUGAGACAAGCUAGCUUUGAGGCUAAUCUUGGCUGAGAGGCUUUCCGACCGACCGACCAACAAUCUCUGUGAGUAAAAUUGAAAUUACUAAAUAUUAAAAAUUUGCUAUGUGAAUACUGUUAAUCGCCUCAUGUAUAUAUCUUUGACUAUGUGAAUACGGAAUUUAGCGUUUCUGUGGUUAUUUUUUCGCCCAGCCAAACUACCCACCCUCCGUAGGUGUAGAUAUUGAACCGGUUUUAACCAGAACAAAGCAGUUUUAUUAUUGUGUAGUCCUGGGUAAAGAUGUGAAAUACAUUAAAUAUAAUUCAGAGGUAUUUCUAACUUACUCAGUCUGUUCUUGUGUGAGUAUCUUCUGUGGGUUUGCCUCGCGGGGUAAUAAAGUCCAGUACUGAGAUAUGAGCAGACAGCUGCAAUCACACCUCCACCCUCAGCUUUAUUUAACUCCUCCACCUUCAGCUACACUAUACCCCUCCAACCUCAGCUUUCUUUAACUCCUCCACCUUCAGAUCCACUAUACUCUUCCAACCUCAGCUUGACUUUACGCAGUCUUCAGCUUUAUUUAACUCCUCCACCUUCACUAUACUCCUCUAACCUCAGCUUUAUUUAAGUCCUCCACCUUCAGCUUUUUUUUUAACUCCUCCACCUUCAUUAUACUCCUCUAAUCGUAGCUUUAUUUCACUCCUCCACCUUCAGUGUCAUUGUAUUCUUCUAAUCUCAGCUUUCUUUAACUCCUCCACCUUCAGCUCCACUAUACUCCUCCAACCUCAGCUUUCUUUAACUCCUCCACCUGCAGCUCCACUAUACCCCUCCAACCUCAGCUUUACUCAACUCAGUCUUCAACUUAUUCAGCUCCUUCACCCUCAGCUUUAUUAAGCUCCACCUUUAGCUUAAUUUAGUUCCUCUAACCUCGGCUUUAUUGCACUCCUCCAUCCCCAGCUGUAUUCAACUCCUCCACCCUCAGCCUUAUUGAACUCCUUCACCUUUUGCUUCAUUUAAUACCUCCACACUCAGCUAUAUCUGACUGCUCCACCUUCGGGUCUAUGUAACUCCUCCACCCACUCACCUCUGAGCACUUUUUUUGUGGUCUCUUAUAGUUUUCUCAGUAUGGGUCAAACACUCGAAUGUCUUCUCGGCACACACAUUUACUCUUGAUCCAGACUGAUGCAGGUUAAUGUGAAGUUUUCUCGUGUGUCAGAGUUUCUAAAAACAGGACACAGUUAGCUUUAACUCUUUGAUAUUAACUAAUAAUGAUAACAUGCUGUUAGCUGUUUGACAGUCAGCUAAAUACUUGUGUGCAUAAGCAUGGCCCUUUUAAUGAGGCAAACGUUCAUGUAAAAAUACAAACAGGAGCACCAUUUGCUCAUGAGCUCAAUGGUAUUUUCAACCAACAACCAGUCACGUACCAUACCAACAGUACCAACACUCUGCUGCUUAUUUAGUACUUUACCUCAGUGGGUCUAACAAGCAUGUUUGUCUGUUCUCUCUUUCCAGGAGCCUGAAACAGAAGUCUGUCAAAAUGAGUGCAGCCUCCUCCCAAAAAGUUGUCCUGAAAAGCACCACCAAGGUGUCCCUGAAUGAGCGGUGAGGCGCCACGCACCCUGUCAGCAGUUAGACACCAGAUGAAAAGGCCAGCCUUGGCUUGUGAAGGUUCUAGUGCUCCCUACGGAAGGCUUCUGUUGGGGACCGGACCUGAAAUGGAUGUUUUGCACAGUGUGUGCUCUGCUAACUCAACCACACCUGUCUUGUCCACAUGUGUGUGGUUUAAUACAACCUCAGUGUGGGACGCAGGCGGUUCAGCCAGGACAGGUGACUUGUGUGAGCAGUGCAGACAUGUAGACAAGGGGAGAGGGUAGUGGUCACACUUGGUAAGCCUUGGUAAGCCUAUGCUGGACCAGACCACUAUCCUACAAACGCCCUGGCACUUCUCCUCCUCCUCCUGGUGAAAACACCAAGUAUUCACCUUUACAGAGGAGAGGAAGGCUUAAGAUAAACCAGGGAGAUGAGGCAUCCUCCUGCCUCUUUACAUUUCUCUCUCAAACCAGUGGAAGUGAAGCACAUGCUCUUUCUCUUCUCUCUCUUUCUCUCUCUGCUCAGAGAUACUCAGUCCUAGCAUGGACGUGACAAAGAUCUCCCCUUCCCCUCUCCUCUCCCCUAACUCAGUGGUUAAGCCACAGUGUCACGGUCUGUGCUGUAAGAGGCUGAGUAACCAAGCACUCCUCAUGUCCGGGGCCUCUGCUGCAGCAUGAUGACGCUCAGCCAAGCAGCCGGAGGCCUGUAAGUGGCAAACUGUGCUCCUCUUCUGGCACUCUUUUUUUUCUCUCCCUCUGUCUGUCUGUCUUUACACUCUCAGUGUCUUUAUCGAAGUUCUUCUUGUGCUUGUUUGAAAUCACACAUGCUUUAAUUCCAGUAUAACUCAGUUGUGAUGUGAUGGAGAGAGAAAAUGAGUGCCAACAGGUGAAGUCUGACAUGACUUAAGAGCCAGCUCUCUGUGUGGCUGCUUCAGUGACAUAAGAAAUGACUUGAUGUGGAACCUGCUUCCUCCUCCUCCUCUGUAUGUCCCCUCUCCCCCUCUUUUACUCCCUUUCUCUCCCCCCCUCCCACCUCUAAAGCUUCACUAACAUGCUGAAGAACAAGCAGCCCACUGCGGUAAGCAUUCGAGCCACCAUGCAGCAGCAGCACUUGGCCAGUGCUCGCAACCGCCGACUGGCCCAGCAGAUGGAGAACCGGCCAUCGGUGCAGGCUGCGCUCAACCACAAGCAGGUGAGGUCAGAGGUCAAACUCAGAGUAGGCUGCAGACACUCUUAGGAGGCCUGCACAGGCAACCAUAGCAUAGGAGGCAGUGGACAGCUGACAGUGCAGUGACUUGUUAACACACUGCAGGAACUCCACACACACUCACACACAAACAUGCCCUGCCUACUCCAAUGAACCUUUGAGGCUCCACUCAGGAUUUUUUGUUUGUGGAUGCACCUCACCAGUGACAUAAACCUCAUACAACCCAACAUCAAAAAUACUGAAAUAUCCCUUUUAAGUGGUAAUGCUACAAAGCUACAACAGCAGUGAUGCAGCUGAUAUCCAAGGCCACUAAUGGCGCUUUUCCACAGUAACGGUACAGUAUGGCGCGGCUCUACAAGCUUGCAACGCUUUUCCACUAUUUAUUCGUACCUCCUCGGCCCUGGUUCCAAGCAAGCCGAAGUUAUACUAUAGUGUGACGCCAGCCGACUGCCUUCCAAUGAUUGGCCACUGAGUAUCGUCAUCAGACGCGCGACACCCAACCGCAGACUGUAAAAAGACGAACAAAACACGGCCCCGCCAUUUUUAAAAUUACUCUUUUCCUACAAGAGAGAAUAGCAGCAGCAGAAGAGUACACCAUGGUCAGUCGACGAAGUCCAAACCUUCCUUUCUUUGAUGGCAGAGUAAAUGACGUCACUGCAUUUUGUGCAGCCGUAUGACGACCCCGCCCACACCGAGGAGAUACUCAGUUGCAAUGGAAAUGCAUCCAAACUGUACUGUGCCGUGCCGUACUGUACUGUGCUGCUACUGUGUCAUGGAAAAGCGCCAUAAAUGACUGCCCUGGCUGUUAAUAUACAUACUGCACAUAGUGUCAAUGCAACUUCAGUCACUGAGGAUGCUGGCAAACAGCCCAGUGAUGAAACAACAGCCAAACAAACCGGAUGCUUUAAGGAUACCGAAAAAAUCUAAGACCAGUUUGAAUAGAUUGAACAGUUUUGUUGUUUCAGCAGAAACUUCUCCACCAUUGGCCAAAAACCUAAUGUGACAAACGGCACAAAGAAAUCUUGAUUCUCCACAAAUUAAGCACAUCACAUCUAACAGGAUGAUUCCUUCCUGCAAAGUUUAGUAGCAGUAGAAGUUUAGUAGCAGGUUUUGCUUCCUUUAUUUCAGUGGGAAUUUGUGUUUCGCUGGCCCCUCCAGCUCCAUCUACAUGCCAACUUUCCCCUCUAUUCAUUUUGUCUGUGUUUCAUCCCUGAAUAAUUUGUGCCAGAGCUUGAAGCAGCGGCUGGGGAAGAGCAACAUCCAGGCGAGACUGGGCCGGCCGGUCGGAGCUCUGAUGAGAGGAGGACCUGCAGGAGGAAGAGGUGGGAUGCGAGGAAUGACCAGAGGAGGCCUCCGAGGACGAGCCAGAGGAGGAGCAAUGAGGGGAGCUCUGUCUCUGAGAGGUCAGUGUGCACAGUGUUGAGUUUAUUUCUUUGACAGCUUGACCUGGAUUCUCAGAUUAAAGGUGGGGGUUUUUUUUGUGCCUUUGUUUUUUCAGGGAAGAGGAUGACCACAGGUGGCCCGAUGAGAGGCCGCGGCUCUGCUGGUCGUAUGGGGAUGCGUAGAGGAGGACGCCAACGUGGAGGACCUCCCGGCAGAGGAGGAGCUAUGCCAAAAGGAGCACCUCGAGGAGGAGUGGCCAGAGGUGAGUGAUGGUGUCAGUUCUCCAUCAUGAAACUGGGAUGGAGAAACAUGUCUGUAAGAUUUAUUAUUUUCUUUAGAAUAAUUAAGCUGAACUGUCGGAGUGUUUAUGAGCCACAGUUUAAAGGAGAAUCUUUUUUUUCCGGUUUAUUACAGCACCUUAAAAAAAGCUCUGGUUCUACCAGAUAAUUGUAUAUAGUCAGUAAAUUAUUAAACAGUUUCUUGUCGCUGAGACUCAGUCAGAUCAAAUCUCCCUGCCUGAUGAUAAUUGCUGCUGCAGAAAGAGGAAGAACAUCCUUUUUACACCAGCAGAGCUUCAAUCUCAUAUUUCUAAGCGGGCGAGGAUAACAAAACGAACACAUUUUAACACUCCUUUCGGUUAACCUCCAGGAACUGACUGAUUUCUGUGUUUUGGUCAUCAGGUCGUGGUGGACUGCGCGGCCGUGGUGGUUUUGCUGGCCGGGGUGGCCGUGGCCGUGGGCGAGGCCGAGGUCUGAGCCGACCAACGGUGACCCGUGAGCAGCUUGACAACCAGCUGGACGCCUACAUGUCGAAGACUAAAGGACACCUUGAUGCAGAGCUGGAUGCCUACAUGGCCCAAGCGGAUCCUGAGAGCAUGGAGUGACUCCAACGGACUCCAAAGCACAAAGAGAGUUGCUGCAGGACUUGACAACUGAACUCACACUCAAGAUGAAGUGUGAUGAAAUGAUGUCCUGAGACAUGAUUGUGUUCUUUAUUUAGACGACAGAAGAAAAUCAGCAGGAGGUUGAGGUGUCAUCUGAAUGUGCUCAGACCACCACUCAGUUUUUCAUCAACCUGCUCCUGAAAAAAACCCUGAGAAAUCUUAAUGAAGGGACCUUCCAAUCAGUAACAGACCUGCAGGCUCUAGAUCCACAUUAUUUUAGUUCUGUUUUUAUACCUGACAUUGAAAAACGGAGAACUGGAACGGUGUAGAGAAGAUUUCCAGGAGAUGUUGUCCUGAUUCUGAAUGGUUUUGUUUUUAACUUUUGUUUUUAAUGGAUAUGAAUUCUGUUGGGUUAAUUUGUCGAUUACUUUGGAAACAUGAGCAAAAUAAAACUUUUCUAAAUUCAUGUUUUGAAAAGAAUGUAAGAAAAGAGUAAAAAAGCCGGGUUUCCAUCUUCCUGUUUUGUAUUUAAAGAAAUGUAGUACUGUUUUUUCUCUGUAUCUCCACUUGUUGGCGCUCGCCUGUAAAGCGUCAUUAUUCUUACCUUGUACCUGAGAGCAUUUGUAUAAAGUUACCUGAAGCAAGUGAAAUAGGUUUUAAUUAAAAUGGAAAUGAUGAUUUCCCAAACUGUGUCGGAGUUUUAUAUUUUAAAAUGUUUAACCCAGAUUCAUUGGAGAGAUAAAAAUGUUAAUUAAGUUGAUUUUAAAACAGCAAAGUCACAGCUUCAGUUUAAAGAAAUGUAUUUCACUUAUUCCUACAUGUCCAUGAGUGUGAAACCGAGGUAUUAAAGAAUCUGAGGUAUGCAGGAAUGAAUAAAAUACAUUGCGUCACCUUUGAUGGAGUAAAGUGUGUCCAUUGAAAGUUCCAAACAGGCUCAGAUGGAUUUUGGUGUUUGAUCGUACAGAAAGAAUACCUGCAGAGAUCAAUCUUUAUAGAGAAAAAUCACUUUUUCCAUAGGUACUGGACUACAAUCACAAAAUGGUUCAUUUUACCCGAUGGGAAACAAAGGCUGGUAGUUAAGAUGCUGCCUUUAUCUGCUUCUUUAUCUGUUGUUCUUUGUGUCUUAGGCCCUGGGGGUCAGCUGCAAAAACAUUUCCUGAUAAAUGAAAGUUCUCUGGGGACCAAAACCAUUUCACUGUAGAUCAAACACAGAAAUAUCUCACAUGAAGUCAAAUCACACAAUUAAAAAAUAUUGAAUGAAAAAAAACUACACAGCAUAUACCUAACUAUUAUGGGAUAAAACGAUUUAAAUUACAUUUUGUUGCCAGAAGACUGUUUAUUUUAUUUUAUUCCAAGGAAUUUAAAAUCUUAGCUCUGAGUUUUAUUCCAGUCAGCAGUUCUUAGUAAGUAACUGAUAUCUGUUUUUAUUCAACAAAAAAGCACAAGCAUGAUUUGAUAAAUUUUAGAAAUACAGAAAUAAGAUUUAUUUGCAAGUAUUUUUCAAACUGAGGUUAUGCCAUAGACUGUAUAUACUUUAUAUAUAUAUACACUCACCGGCCACUUUAUUAGGUACACCAUGCUAGUAACGGGUUGGACCCCCUUUUGCCUUCAGAACUGCCUCAAUUCUUCGUGGCAUAGAUUCAACAAGGUGCUGGAAGCAUUCCUCAGAGAGCUUGGUCCAUAUUGACAUGAUGGCAUCACACAGUUGCCGCAGAUUUGUCGGCUGCACAUCCAUGAUGCGAAUCUCCCGUUCCACCACAUCCCAAAGAUGCUCUAUUGGAUUGAGAUCUGGUGACUGUGGAGGCCAUUUGAGUACAGUGAACUCGUUGUCAUGUUCAAGAAACCAGUCUGAGAUGAUUCCAGCUUUAUGACAUGGCGCAUUAUCCUGCUGAAAGUAGCCAUCAGAAGUUGGGUACAUUGUGGUCAUAAAGGGAUGGACAUGGUCAGCAAGAAUACUCAGGUAGGCUGAGGCGUUGCAACGAUGCUCAAUUGGUACCAAGGGGCCCAAAGAGUGCCAAGAAAAUAUUCCCCACACCAUGACACCACCACCAGCAGCCUGAACCGUUGAUACAAGGCAGGAUGGAUCCAUGCUUUCAUGUUGUUGACGCCAAAUUCUGACCCUACCAUCCGAAUGUCGCAGCAGAAAUCGAGACUCAGCAGACCAGGCAACGUUUUUCCAAUCUUCUAUUGUCCAAUUUCGAUGAGCUUGUGCAAAUUGUAGCCUCAGUUUCCUGUUCUUAGCUGAAAGGAGUGGCACCCGGUGUGGUCUUCUGCUGCUGUUGCCCAUCUGCCUCAAAGUUCGACGUACUGUGCGUUCAGAGAUGCUCUUCUGCCUACCUUGGUUGUAACGGGUGGUUAUUUGAGUCACUGUUGCCUUUCUAUCAGCUCGAACAAGUCUGGCCAUUCUCCUCUGACCUCUGGCAUCAACAAGGCAUUUCCGCCCACAGAACUGCCGCUCACUGGAUAUUUUUUCUUUUUCGGACCAUUCUCUGUAAACCCUAGAGAUGGUUGUGCGUGAAAAUCCCAGUAGAUCAGCAGUUUCUGAAAUACUCAGACCAGCCCUUCUGGCACCAACAACCACGCCACGUUCAAAGUCACUCAAAUCACCUUUCUUCCCCAUACUGAUGCUCGGCUUGAACUGCAGGAGAUUAGCUGCGUCCGAAUUGCCAAAUUGUAGUCGAAGUAGUAUCUAGCAUGUCCGAAUUGGCCACCGGAGCGAGUAGCAUGCUACUUCAGAUACUACUUCAGAUGCUAGACACGCCCACAUUGUAGGUUGGUCUCGGUGCAUCCUACCAUAGACGUUGCCAUAGUUGCAGCACUGGCUGUCGUAAACCGC